Molecule: messenger RNA, 293 nt
Organism: Caenorhabditis auriculariae
Lineage: Eukaryota; Metazoa; Nematoda; Chromadorea; Rhabditida; Rhabditidae
Source: the annotation of a GenBank genome assembly
AUGAAAAUUUCUUCGUGGACCUACGAAACUUUCCAUGCUAUACUAUACCGCGUAUCCUUCAUCAUGGUGCUUUUCGUAAGAGCACCAUGAGGAAUUUUCUAAUGUUUACAAAUUCUUCGAGCUCAAAUCUCCAGGUCAAACCGAUCCUCAUCAAUAAUAAUUCGAAACGCCGAGAGGAGGAAGACGAACGGGAGCAGAUGAUUAGUGGGCCAUUUCCGGGCCGCUUCGCAACGUUUUACGACCCGGUCCUCCGUUCUCGGCGUUGUUUCUCCAUAGUGGCGGUCGCCUUUUGA